GUGUAGGUAGCCAAACCAAACUAAACUACUCAUUUCCGGAGGCAAUGUGGUAAUUAAGGCAACGAAGGGGUUGGUAUUAGUCGGAGAAGUCCAAGAUCUCGCUGAACUUCAAAACGUGCCAACUUGACUUUACAAACAAGAGCGAUCCUCCUCUGCCGUUUUCCUUGUUACUCUCUCCCUCCUUCCCUCCCUCGUUCUCUUCGCUCUCUUCCACUACAUUAGCUCUCCACAUUCCAAACACCCUUGCUUUUACUUGAAGUCGAAAAGACUUGGAAAUCUCCGCGUUUCAUGGACUCUAUCUCGCAUUCUGCGAUCGCCGCCCCCAAAUUCACUUCUCUCCCGCGCACCAGACCUUCCCUUCACUGUCAUCGUUCCCAUGGCUUCUCCUUCCCCAAUUCUAGCGUUCCGAGGUUCAGGUCAAGUAGAAUCCCCAAGCGGAGUGGUGUAUUCGCGGAAAUUCGGAAGCAGAGUCCCGCGAUUGAUUUCAGUGAUCCUGAUUGGAAAAUCAAGUACCAGACGGAUUUUCAACGGAGAUUUAAUAUCCCUCAUAUCACUGAUAUAUUUCCUGAUGCUGCGCCUAUUCCCUCUACAUUCUGUCUCAAGAUGAGGACUCCGGUGUUGGAGGAUUUUGCUGGUGGUUAUCCAUCUGAUGAGGAGUGGCAUGGCUACAUUAACAAUAAUGACAGGGUCCUUUUGAAGGUCAUACAUUUCUCGUCUCCGACAUCUGCUGGAGCUGAGUGCAUUGAUCCUGAUUGUACUUGGGUUGAACAAUGGGUUCAUCGUGCUGGGCCUCGGGAGAAAAUAUACUUCAAACCUGAAGAAGUGAAGGCAGCAAUUGUAACUUGUGGUGGUUUAUGCCCUGGUCUCAAUGAUGUCAUCAGACAGAUUGUUAUCACACUUGAAAUAUAUGGUGUCAAAAAGAUAGUUGGGAUUCCUUUUGGUUAUCGAGGAUUUUCUGACAAUGAUUUGAGUGAAAUGCCGCUAUCAAGGAAAGUAGUUCAAAAUAUUCAUCUUUCUGGUGGAAGCUUGUUAGGAGUUUCACGUGGAGGACCGAGUGUUAGUGACAUGGUGGACAGAAUGGAGGAAAAAGGAAUCAACAUGCUUUUUGUGUUAGGUGGGAAUGGUACACAUGCUGGAGCUAAUGCAAUACACAAUGAGUGCCGUAAACGAAGGUUGAAAGUGGCUGUAGUUGGUGUUCCAAAAACUAUAGACAACGAUAUUUUGUUGAUGGAUAAAACUUUUGGUUUUGACACUGCUGUUGAAGAAGCACAGCGAGCAAUAAAUUCUGCAUACAUUGAGGCACAUAGCGCUUAUCAUGGUAUUGGAGUUGUGAAAUUGAUGGGUCGUAGCAGUGGAUUUAUAGCCAUGCAUGCAGCCCUAGCUAGUGGACAAAUUGACAUAUGUUUGAUUCCCGAGGUACCAUUUCAUUUACAUGGGCCUCAUGGUGUUUUGAGGCAUUUGAAAUACCUAAUUGAAACAAAGGGAUCAGCUGUGGUUUGUGUAGCAGAGGGAGCUGGACAGAAUUUCCUGGAGAAAACUAAUGCUACUGAUGCAUCCGGAAACAUUGUGCUUGGAGACAUUGGGGUGCACAUUCAACAAGAGACAAAAAAAUAUUUUAAGGAGAUUGGUGUUCAUGUUGAUGUGAAGUAUAUUGAUCCAACAUACAUGAUCCGUGCAUGUCGUGCAAAUGCAUCAGAUGGAAUCUUAUGUACUGUUCUUGGACAAAAUGCCGUCCAUGGUGCAUUUGCCGGAUAUAGCGGAAUUACUGUAGGAAUAUGCAAUACUCACUACGUCUACUUUCCCAUUCUUGAAGUUAUUUCUCAUCCCAGGGCUGUAGACCCUAACAGCCGGAUGUGGCAUCGUUGCUUGACUUCGACAGGCCAGCCUGACUUUAUCUAAAUUGCCUAAGCCUUCUAAUUUAUGCUAAAGAAUUAAGAAAUCAAAGUUUCAAAAAGUUCAUUAAUGGACAUAAUACCAGCUUUAGAAGAUUAGCACUUAGCUAGAGACUUUUCAUCAUCAUAGGCUGUUGAAAUAAUACAGAGGAUGAAAUUUCCUCUAUAUGAGAAAAUUAUUCAGUGCCAGUUUUCGAAAUCACAAGGCACCAGAGUAAUAAAAUGUUACAGGAAUCACCCAAGCAAUUUGUGCUUGACACAUGAAUUCUGAUUGCACUAUUUAAUGUGUCAUUACCUAUUUUUGUACAUCAAAAUUUUUGCAGUUCACCAUGGGAACGAGACUACACUGUCUGUAUCUGUAAAACUCAAGACAUGAUUCAAGAUGAUUGCUUGGGUCGGAUCUGCUGUAAUUAAAGUCCUGGAAGACCACCAAUUGGAAUUAAUACACACAUUCAUAUGGUGAAUAUUUUGUACUGCAG
Hevea brasiliensis (rubber tree) is the source of this 2371-nucleotide messenger RNA. Its product is annotated as ATP-dependent 6-phosphofructokinase 5, chloroplastic. Gene Ontology annotation, molecular function: 6-phosphofructokinase activity; ATP binding. The record is from RefSeq and is a predicted model, not a curated record. Bases 289 to 1899 code for a protein of 536 amino acids. Gene Ontology annotation, biological process: glycolytic process; fructose 6-phosphate metabolic process. Lineage: Eukaryota; Viridiplantae; Streptophyta; Magnoliopsida; Malpighiales; Euphorbiaceae. Gene Ontology annotation, cellular component: cytoplasm. The transcript is spliced from 13 exons.